Erpetoichthys calabaricus (reedfish) is the source of this 715-nucleotide messenger RNA. RefSeq names its product cell division cycle 26 homolog (gene cdc26). Gene Ontology annotation, cellular component: anaphase-promoting complex. The coding region runs from base 155 to 421 and encodes 88 amino acids. The record is from RefSeq and is a predicted model, not a curated record. The transcript is spliced from 3 exons. Gene Ontology annotation, biological process: protein K11-linked ubiquitination; anaphase-promoting complex-dependent catabolic process; regulation of mitotic cell cycle. NCBI's taxonomy places the organism in Eukaryota, Metazoa, Chordata, Cladistia, Polypteriformes, Polypteridae.
AACACCGGAAGUUUUCGGACGCUGGUAGUGUACGUAAGGCGCAAAAAACAACAUGGUAGAUUUAAUUUAAGCGUUCAGUAAAGAAGCGGGCACGGUGACUUGAUCAUCAGAUGAUUUUCUUUCCGUUGUAGCAACUCUUUAAGACAACACAAGAAUGCUGCGCCGCAAGCCCACCCGCCUGGAGCUGAAACUGGACGACAUUGAAGAGUUUGACAGCGUCAAGAAGGAACUGGAGAGUCGGAAGAAGCAACGAGAAGAUGUGGACGUCGUUGGGGUGCCCAGCACUGCCGACGUUGGGGGUCCCAGUUCUGCCAGUGGGGAUGCCAAGCUGAGGAGUCAGAUCAUAAACGAACGCAUCGGCUACGACCCGGAGCCCAAAUCCAACAACCUUCACUCCCUCUUUGGCAAUCUGCAGUUUUAGGGGAUUCCCAGACUUUUUGGGGGGGGGCAAGUCUCCAUCUUGAAGGCCAUCCUUUGUUGUCUCCUGUUUUGAAAACGGCAUUUCUGGGUCGAGAGGGAGAGCUGGGGCACGGUGCCCGCUAGUGAGCACAGGAUGACCUGGGACUGCAGUGAUGCCCCCAAAGUGCCGCUUUCAGGGAUUGUGAGUGUGGAGCUGCUGCUGCGAUGUAAGAAGCUUUGCUUUGAUGUCCUUGUGGGUAGCAUGGUAGGUUACUGUUAACAAUCAAACCUCAUUUUUAUUAAAUUAGUAAUUUAA